AUGUGCAACAAAAGUUCAUUUAACGGAGAAAUCAGAGAAAUUCCAGGGAUAUCUGUGGAUAACUUCACUGGCAAGAAUUUAAGUUCUCGAGCAUUCUUCAUCAGCCAUUAUCAUAUGGACCAUGUUGUGGGCCUCUGGCUAAGCCCCCUAAUAGACCACCUCAGGAAGACUAAUGCCUACAUUUACACAACGGAAAUCACAAAGUCCAUAAUGAAACUAGAAGGUGGAAGUCAGACACUAAUGAAUUAUGUUAAAACUCUUAGUAAAGGUUAUAAUCUUAUCACUUUGCCAAGUGUGCCGGAACAGGACCUCGAGGAGAUGUUGGUCGACGUGACACUGAUUCCCGCAGGGCACUCGCUUGGUUCCACAAUGUUUCUCUUUAAGAUACCUGAAAAAACUGUGUUGUACACUGGCGACUUCAGAAUAAGGAUCAACGACGUCGCCAAAUACUCAAAGCUGCACGAGCCGAACGGCGAACCGAUAAAGAUAGACGCCCUAUACGUCGACACGACCUUCGUCGCGUCUAGAUUCGGGGACUUCCCCAAGCGAUCGGACACGGUUGAGUCCGUCAUAGACGUGAUAGAGACGUGGCUCGGGGGCGGCCCGAGUCGCGAGGUGGCGGUCUACCUCCCGGGGAACUACACGUUCGAGUUCAUAUUUAAUAGGAUCCACGAGAGGCUGAAGAUGAAGGUCCAGGUGGGUGAACUGAAGUGGAGGCUGUACAGCACCAUUCAGGAGCUGGUGCCGGGCGUCACCGACUGGCGGUCGAGGGUCCACUUAUGCCCCUGGCGGCGCGCCAGCUCGGAGAGCAAGCGGUGCGCCCACGACGCAACCCUAGACUACCUGCACGUGCGGCUUUCGGCGUACAAGUGGUCCGACUACGAUUUGGACCGCGCGCCGGUCAAGCGCGAGUCGGAGCGUCAGCUGCUCGCCUGCUUUUCGACCCACUGCUCCCGCAGCGAGUUGCUACACUUCGUGGAGCAUCUGUCCCCUGCCAAAAUAGUGGGCUUCCCCAACGUGUACACGCCGGGGACUCCCCCCGACGACCCGGUGGCGGGAUACCCGCCCGCGCCGAAGAGGAGGCGCAACAGACGCCUGGACUCCACCGGCUCGGUGGGCGGGGAGAUCCUCAAG
Messenger RNA from Iphiclides podalirius (scarce swallowtail), 1134 nucleotides. Lineage: Eukaryota; Metazoa; Arthropoda; Insecta; Lepidoptera; Papilionidae. The record is from the annotation of a GenBank genome assembly.